UUUGGUGGAAAUUUUUUCGUUCUUUUCGUUCGCGGAUUGAAACCUUCGACCCUUGUUUCAAUGUUGCGAAGACAAAUCGUGGAGUUUCUUUAGUUCUACAGCCGAAGUAUUAUAAUUAUCCGCCGGCAGUUUUAUCCCUCCCUCCGUGCUAAGUAAUUUUCACCUUCACGUCUCCUAUUUUAGUUGAAUACUCGUUCUGUUACAAUGGCAGCCUCCUCCAGAGUUUUCGCACGAUUUGUGGUUUCUUUAAAUAAUGCAAGAGCUAGUAGCAAUGUGUACUCUCAAACUAGACCCAACCUUAAACUGACCAGCAAAACAAAAGUAAUCUGCCAAGGUUUCACUGGAAAGCAAGGUACGUUCCACAGCAAGCAAGCCAUCGAAUAUGGAACGAACAUGGUUGGAGGUGUCUCGCCCGGCAAAGGAGGCAAAACUCAUCUCGAUUUGCCAGUUUUCAACUCCGUCAAAGAGGCCAAAGAUGCAACCGGAGCUGAAGCCACUGUGAUCUACGUUCCUCCACCUGGUGCUGCAAAAGCUAUUUUUGAAGCCUUGGAUGCUGAAAUGCCUCUGAUUGUUUGCAUCACCGAAGGUAUUCCUCAACAAGAUAUGGUCAAAGUGAAACGGCGGCUUGUCGAACAAAACAAAUCCCGAUUGAUUGGCCCCAAUUGUCCUGGAAUCAUCGCCCCAGACCAGUGCAAAAUUGGGAUCAUGCCGGGUCACAUUCACCAAAGAGGAGUUGUUGGUGUUGUAUCAAGAUCAGGAACUCUGACCUAUGAAGCUGUCCACCAAACCACACAGGUUGGACUUGGUCAAACUUUGUGCGUGGGAAUCGGAGGAGAUCCAUUCAACGGCACAGAUUUCAUCGACUGUUUAGAAGUCUUCCUGCACGACCCUGAGACCAAGGGUAUCAUUCUUAUUGGAGAAAUCGGUGGUGUUGCUGAAGAGAAGGCUGCCGAAUAUUUACUAGAACACAAUUCUGGAAGCAAUGCUAAGCCUGUUGUUUCAUUCAUUGCUGGAUUAACAGCUCCCCCUGGAAGGCGGAUGGGACAUGCUGGUGCCAUUAUUUCAGGAGGCAAAGGUGGUGCCCAAGACAAGAUCAAGGCUUUAGAAAAUGCUGGUGUCAUCGUCACGAAAAGUCCAGCACAAAUGGGUAAUGAACUGAUCAAAGAAUUCAGGCGGAAAGAACUAGUUUAGACCAAUCAUUUAUUAAUACUCUGUAGUCUGUUGUUACCUUUAUCGUCUUUUUUCCUGGCAUCCUUUAUCGUUUUCAUCAGACUGUUCCAUCUCCGAGUUAACUUCAGCUCUCUUCUCCAACCAUCCCCUAGCUUUAUCCCAAUGAGAAAAAGGUGAUUUGCCCCAACCACUCAUCCAAUUCUGUUUACAACCUGUAGUUUUUAAUUGUUAUUUCAUUACCGAGCUGCCUGUUCAUUUUACCUUUUCUUGUAUUUAUGUAAUUUUACUAGUUAAGACCCAGUUUCUUACUGUCAGCUGACCAUCUGUGAUGAUCGAACUCAAACGAGCAAAGUUCUACCCGUCAACAUCGAUGAGCGAAGCUCACUUCUUGCGUUUAUAUUGUUGUACGAUAAUUGCAAACUUCCUAAUUUGCUAGCAUUAACUUAAAAUUUUCAGAUGUUCUCUAGUUGUUAAGUAGGUUUGUCGAGAAUUUUUCUUUCGAACUUUUUCUUGCACCCAUUUUUUUAUUAUUUUAUUUAUUUUGGGAAAUGUAUUAAAAAGCAACAGGCAGAGUUUAAGUUUCUGUCGGAUUCCCCAACCUCUCCUCCUAAAAUUGUGAAUAUGAUUUUAUGGUUGCCUAGAGUUAAUGUUGUCAAGUAAACUUGAUGGUUGAAAUCGUUUGCUCAAUUCGGCCCUCUCGUAAUAACAGCUCCGUAAAAAAUGAAACUAUGAAAUUUUCAAAGCCCAUGACUUGGAAUAUGCAAAAUGCAAAGGAUCCAUCCACUAUUUAGAAAUUAUGUGAGCUGUUGAGAGGUUAUGCUAGUUGUGUAUGAGAAGUGUCCCUUACUUAAUUUUAAAUUUGUUUCAAUUGCUAUACCUCUGAAAUCCCUCCUCAUCAUGGAAUUAUUUUACAUCGGUGCUCAAUGGGAUUUUACGAAUGAUUUGGCAAAGAUUUCAAGCUUUGAUAAUGUGUUAUCUUUUAGAUGAAGAGGUUUCCAAAACUUUUAUAUUGAGGCUUUUUAUUGCCGGAAUUGUCGCAAGAUUAGAAGGCAAUAUUGACUUUUGGUUCACAUCCGUGGUGUUUCCUACAUCCUUUUGAUAAUAAUUAAUUGCUACACCGUUUUGGAAAUUAAGGAUUUAGGAGAAAUAAUCUAUUUAACAUUCAGUGCAGCAGUAUUAUUGUGCGGUUCAACAUCAUAUGUUGAGCCAUCUCCUGAAUUGUUUGCCCGUUAAAAUUUAAGUUCUAGUUGUAAUGUAAAGCAAGCAUCCUUUUCAGCGACAACCUGGGAACAACGUCCCCUCUCUCUCUCUCCCACCUUUUAUACGCAGGUUAACUGCAGGUUUAGAAUUAAAUCAAAGACUGAAAGGACUUUUAUAUUUUGCUCCGCCGUUUUGAAUUUAUCAGAUUAUCAUUUUUUAAUUUCUUGAAAUGAGGUUGAAUAAUCUUUUGUAAUUUUUGGGAUCAUGUAGAAAGCCCUAGAGGAACAAACAAGACUAGAUUUUUCUAUCAUGCCAAAGUUAGAGGUCUGAAUGAUCUAUCGCGGAGGGGGGAUAGUUUUUUUAAAAAAAUAUGUUUGUAACAAAGUAAUGAUGUAAGGUUUCGAAACCACCAAAGAUACAUAGGGAACCAUGCCUCUACAUCAUCGAUGCUAUCUACUCGUAAAAAUGGGUUUUGCAAGAGGAGAUACGCUUUCUUUUUUCCUUUUCGAAGCACCAGUUUUUGUUGUUAAAAUUGUUUUUUUAAAGUUUUAUUUUUAUUAUGUGUAAUUUUCAUUGUUAAUGCUAUUAACUAGCCUCUUUUCAAUGCCAUUAAAAUCAAAUAAAACCCAUGUUAAAGUAAAGAUCGAA
Messenger RNA from Bemisia tabaci, 3018 nucleotides. RefSeq names its product Succinyl-coenzyme A synthetase alpha subunit 1 (gene Scsalpha1). Gene Ontology annotation, molecular function: succinate-CoA ligase (GDP-forming) activity; succinate-CoA ligase (ADP-forming) activity. The record is from RefSeq and is a predicted model, not a curated record. Lineage: Eukaryota; Metazoa; Arthropoda; Insecta; Hemiptera; Aleyrodidae. Gene Ontology annotation, biological process: tricarboxylic acid cycle. Gene Ontology annotation, cellular component: succinate-CoA ligase complex (ADP-forming); mitochondrion.